Messenger RNA from Caenorhabditis angaria, 597 nucleotides. The record is from the annotation of a GenBank genome assembly. Lineage: Eukaryota; Metazoa; Nematoda; Chromadorea; Rhabditida; Rhabditidae.
AUGAUUCUGAAGGUCUUGGUGUUCUUCCUGUGUGUCCAAUUGGUGGAUUCGUGUCAAAUAAGAUGUCGAGCACGAGAAUGUGAUGCUGGUUGGUCGUACUACAAACGAAAUACAACUGGAUGGUGUAUGAAAGUGUUUGUGGGAACUGUCAAUAUGACACGAGCUGAAGCAGUGUGUUCUGGAGUUGGAGCUGUGAUGUCAUCAAUCGAUGACGUGGAUAUGUACAAUUUCACCGCAAAAUUGCAAGCUUCUGCGAGUUCUAGCGUCUCCUGGCUUGGUGCAUUAUUGAACACUGAUUGUGAAUGUGGAGACUAUGAAUGUCCGGUAACUGAUAGUUGUGGUCCGAAUGGAUAUUAUUGGACUGACGGCUACACAACUUCUAAUGAUUUCCUUUUGAAAUAUCUCGACGUGGCGCAAGAGGUUAAAAAUGGCCAAGACCAUUAUUAUUUUAUUGGGGAAGGGGUGAAUCUUUAUUAUUCGGGUGAGUUGAGAAAUAACAGUUUUUUUUUUGAUUUUCGAGAAGUUUUAGGAAUCGAAGUGGCUUCUUCUUAUGAAACUACCGAUUCGGUGAUUUGUGGGAAACAAUCCAAUAAUUGA